CAUGUGACCUCUUUUUGUUAACUUAACUUAACACCACACAAACAAACACUCAUUUGUCUCUUCGUGAUCCCUUUCCUCCUACAUUGGUCUUCUUCUCGUCCUUUCGAAUCCCGCAUGGAGUCUCUAGAACUCCCCCGUCUUUUUCUCCAUCAUCCCCGUGCAUCUUCAGCUCCAACUCGACCUCAUCCUCAUAGUACCACCAAUUCCUCACGAUUCUUACCUCAAUUCGGUUUCCCUUCUAAGCUCAAAAAUGCUACCUUACGCUCUAUUUCCGUUUCUUCACAAGACGGACCUAUUUCCUUCGAAGACGAAACCCAACAGCUCCGUCAUCAAGAUCAAGAAGAUGAGGGACGUUUAUUAUCCAGAGAGAUUGACGAUUUUGGUUCUCUUGUUUCCUUUCGCUUGACUCCUCACUCUGCCUCUGCCUCUGCCUCUGAUUUUAUGGGAGCAUUACAUGCAGGGAAAACUGCUGAAACUCAAGGGAAUUUAAGGAGCGAUGAAGUUGAAAAACCAGAGAUUGGGAAUGCAGAAGACGAGAAGGCUCAAACUAUAGUAACCCGCAACAUUGUUUUUGUUACAUCUGAAGCUGCACCGUAUUCUAAGACCGGUGGCCUUGCAGAUGUUUGUGGUUCUUUGCCAAUAGCACUGGCGGGUCGCGGCCACCGUGUUAUGGUUAUCUCUCCUAGAUACAUACAUGGUACUGCCGCUGAUAGUAAGUUUUCUGGUGCAGUUGAUCUUGGUAGCCCUAUCAAUGUAUUUUGCUUUGGAGGCGCGCAAGAAGUUGGUUUUUUCCAUGAGUAUAGAGAAGGUGUUGAUUGGGUAUUUGUGGAUCACCCUUCAUUCCAUAGACCAGGGAAUCCUUAUGGAGACAAGCACGGGACGUUUAAGGAUAAUCAGUUUAGGUUCACUUUACUUUCCCAUGCAGCAUGUGAAGCCCCAUUAGUGCUUCCAUUGGGAGGGUUCACUUAUGGAGAAAAAUGCCUAUUCCUCGUUAAUGAUUGGCAUGCCAGUUUAGUUUCAGUACUUUUGGCAUCAAAGUAUCGUCCAUAUGGGGUAUAUAAGGAUGCACGUAGUAUAUUAGUGAUUCACAAUAUUGCACACCAGGGAGUGGAACCUGCAAUUACAUAUAGCAAUUUGGGGCUGCCUCAAGAAUGGUAUGGAGCACUGGGAUGGGUAUUCCCUACUUGGGCAAGGACACAUGCUCUUGACACAGGCGAAGCUGUCAAUUUUCUAAAAGGCGCCAUUGUUACUGCUGAUCGGAUAGUAACAGUAAGCAAGGGCUAUUCCUGGGAGAUAACAACUACUGAAGGUGGAUUUGGUCUACAGGAGAUACUACGAGAUAGAAAGAGUAUUCUGAGCGGGAUCACAAAUGGAAUUGAUGUUACUGAAUGGGACCCAUCAUCUGAUGAACAUAUUGCUUCCAGCUAUUCUGCUGACGACCUUUCUGGGAAGGUGAAAUGUAAGAUUGCCUUGCAGAAGGAGUUGGGUCUUCCAGUACGACCUGAUUGUCCAGUGAUUGGAUUCGUUGGAAGACUUGAUUACCAGAAAGGUAUUGACUUGAUUCGCCAGGCAAUUCCAGAGCUUAUGCAAGACGAUGUUCAAUUUGUAAUGCUUGGUUCGGGAAAUCCUAUAUAUGAAGACUGGAUGAGAGCGACAGAAUCACUUUAUAAAGAUAAAUUUCGUGGUUGGGUUGGAUUUAAUGUUCCGGUAUCUCAUAGAAUAACUGCAGGCUGUGAUAUACUGUUAAUGCCAUCAACGUUCGAGCCGUGUGGACUAAAUCAGUUGUAUGCAAUGAGAUAUGGAACUAUACCAGUAGUUCAUGAAACAGGGGGACUAAGAGAUACUGUUCAAAAUUUUAAUCCAUUUGCUGGAGGAAGCGGUGCCGAAGGAUGCAAUGCUGAAGGCACGGGGUGGACGUUUUCUCCACUGACAAAGGAGAGCAUGUUAGUGGCUCUAAGAUACGCCAUUCAAACAUAUAAUGAACACAAGUCUUCAUGGGAGGGAUUGAUGAAAAGAGGUAUGACGAGAGAUUACACCUGGGAAAAGGCCGCUGCUCAAUACGAGCAAAUCAUUGAGUGGGCAUUCAUGGAUCCACCCUAUUGCUAAAAGUAGAAAUGAAGUUUGCACAAAGCAUCAACGAUCAGCACAAGUUUUUCCUCCGAUUAUCAAGGCUAGAUAUGUGAAUUUUCUUGUUCAUGAUAAUGAUAAUCGUGACCUAGUGAUAACAGGAAGGUGGCCUUUUUCUCUGCCUCAUUUGAGACCAGCUGCUUGUUAAUUUAUACUAUGGAACACAAUUUUUUACUACCGUUUGUUGAGGGGUGCACAUAUUAUAUCUUACCCUUGUUGGGCUGUAUGUAUUCUACGAUGGUGCAUAAAAUCAGCCAAGUAGUCCCUGUGGAAAUUUUUUGUAACUAUGUAUGAAGCAAUGGUGAAUGCAACUGUACACAAGCUUGAGUUUUUGUUGGUUCAUCCUAUAAAAAUAUUGUAAAAUGUUCAUCCUUUUCCUAGUCCAAGGAUGAGCUCUCAACGACACGUAGCACAUGCUUCAUAAAGGUUAUUAUGAUCUGAUGCAGACGCUGAAUAAAUGUUAGCUCGCAAUGUUUGUUUGCAAUUUGCAUAGAUGGAGAAAAUGAAAAGAUGGCUUGCAUUGAUGGAGUAAAUAAAAAUAUCAUAGAUGUCAGCAGGGAGGGAUUUUCUGGUGUGAAGUUUGAUUUGUGUUUGUUUUGAAUAUGAUCAGUCAUUUCACUUGAAUCUGCAAAGAAUUGCUUUCUUUUUGGUAAUUAAAAGUUCAGAUAAAAUCAAGCUAGCAAAUCAUUGAAUAUGUAGUAGUUUA
Medicago truncatula (barrel medic) is the source of this 2833-nucleotide messenger RNA. Its product is annotated as soluble starch synthase 1, chloroplastic/amyloplastic. The transcript is spliced from 15 exons. The record is from RefSeq and is a predicted model, not a curated record. NCBI's taxonomy places the organism in Eukaryota, Viridiplantae, Streptophyta, Magnoliopsida, Fabales, Fabaceae. The coding region runs from base 115 to 2106 and encodes 663 amino acids. Gene Ontology annotation, cellular component: chloroplast. Gene Ontology annotation, molecular function: alpha-1,4-glucan glucosyltransferase (UDP-glucose donor) activity.